GUCAACUGCCCACCCCUUUCUCUGAGGUCACUAGAGACACACCCCCGGGGCUAAUGCGCAGGCGCCGUUCUUCCCCACUCGCGGUGGGCUGUCUCGUUACGCAUGCCCGGACGGCAGCGGGACAUUCCACGGAUUUUACCGCCGGAAGUUCGGCGGCCAUUACCAAAGAGUGGGAGUUCGGCUGACUAGCUAGAGGGGCUUGUUUCCGCCCGCUCCUGGGUGGUGGGCGGCCAUUUUAGGUGCGUGCAAUUAAGGGCUGUGGAGGGAUUGGCUCCGCGUCUAGGUUCGUCCGCUGCUUCCCACCUACCAGGGCCGGAUCCGGAGCCCUUCCCCGCGGGGCGGGAUCUCGCAGCGGCCGACUCCUCUCCAGGUGAACGGUAACCCCGCUGAAGAAACACUUAAGUUCUGGAAAUAGCGACUCAGUAUCAUGGCCGGCAGCCCCAAUGAAGAUUCAGAAGGAAGCAGAAUCACUUAUGUGAAAGGAGACCUUUUUGCAUGCCCCAAAACAGACUCUUUAGCCCACUGUAUCAGUGAGGAUUGUCGAAUGGGUGCUGGGAUAGCUGUCCUCUUCAAGAAGAAAUUUGGAGGGGUGCAGGAACUGUUAAAUCAACAAAAGAAAUCUGGAGAAGUGGCUGUUCUGAAGAGAGAUGGGCGAUACAUAUAUUAUUUGAUUACAAAGAAAAGGGCUUCACAUAAGCCAACUUAUGAAAACUUACAGAAGAGUUUAGAGGCCAUGAAGUCCCACUGUCUGAAGAAUGGAGUCACCGAUCUCUCCAUGCCCAGGAUUGGAUGUGGUCUUGAUCGUCUGCAGUGGGAAAAUGUAUCUGCAUUGAUUGAAGAGGUCUUUGAAGCCACAGACAUCAGAAUUACUGUGUACACACUGUGAACAGACACGUGUGUGGAUGUGUCCACGUUCUCCUGUGUGAUCCCUACUGGACUGUAGCACUGGACGAACUGACCUGAAAACGGUCUGAAGAGAUUCAUGUGAAGUAGUCUGUGUCACAGGCCAGACUUGGGUUGCUGUAUUCUCAUGAUGGGACUGGAACUCUGGAGGAGGGAUUGCUUGGGAAAUGUUGCUGUGAUUUUUUUUUUUUCCUUCAGGAAGGUAAGGAGUAGAAUGCCUCAUAUUAGGCAAGGAAAUCAGAUGUUGGGCCUCUGACCUGUUUUGAUCCAGGAUACGACCUGACUUGUUUGGCUUGCCACUAGGUGGCAGCACUGAUAAUUACUUCUCUGCUGUUUUAAGAAAAGUUUCAGGAAGGAUGAACAUUUCAAUUAGUUUUGCGUCUUUUGUCAUUUGUGAGCUUGCUUGGUAUUAUCCUUAUGUCAUUCUAGGAGAGAAUUAUGGGUUUUGUUAAAGUUACAAAAAUGAGUCUUAGGUUGUUAACAAGAAAUUUGUGGUGACGGAAAAGGACAAAUAGACAUCUUUUUCUUGGGGGUCCAGUGAGGUUCUGUGCACACGGCUGUUGUUCUGGACCUGGGUAAUGGAGGAUUUACCUGUAACUAAUUGGGAAGAAUCAGACAAAAGGUCCAGUGGGAAGAGCAGCAGGGUGAGAAGAAAUAAGAAUGGACAAGAACUGUGGGUCAGCAUUACUAGAAAGGCAGAUGUUUAGAAUCUCCUCAGGGUGAACUCUUGCUCUCUUCCAUCUACCACAUAGCUUCUGCGAUUGAACGGGUCUGAAUUCAGUCAUGGAACAAAUGAAAUAAUGUAUAUGAAAUGUCUGCUAAAUUCCUUAGGGCAGAGUAAUGACUCAACAAAUCAGUGGUUCUCAACAAAAUCCUUCCUUAAUGAAUCUUUUAAGAAAAAGGCCCACUUUAAAAAUUCUAGUUUGGCAGUUUGGGGUGGGGUGGGGGAAAUGGCUAGGUUUCUUUGUUUCAUUAAGCUGUAGAGGAUUGUGAUCAUGCAGCCAGCUGGGAUGAAAAACCGUACAUUUUAGUCCCUUUUUCUUCUUUAGCUAAGAGGGCAGCACUUUAUCCACUCCAGUGUUUACAGUGAGAGAAUAGGUUCCUGGAUUCAGUAUCAAAGGUACUGGGAAAACUAGUGGAAUUCUUUUUUAUCAUUACUGUGGUAGUAAGAGUUAAGAUAGGGUUGCCUGGCUGGCUCAGUCAAUAGAGCAUGUGACUCUUAAGGUUGGGAAUGUGAGUUCAAGCCCCACAUUAGAGGUGGAGCCUACUUAAAAAAAUAAAAAGUUAAACUAGCCUAAACUAUUGAUUUUCUCGCUAGAGUGAAUUCUGGGUCUGUUGUAGGACUUGCUGCAUUCCCAAGUGUGAAAAGAACUGGGUUUCAGAAGGGGCUUGUUGAAACACUAGGAAAACACCAGUUAAAUAUAAUCUUUGUACUUUAGACUUGUGUUCUUAUCACACUGUAGUGUGAUAGGAGGCAGCAGUUUCAAAAACUAUUUCACUUCUUUUGUGUCUCUGGAACAGACAAGUUCAUGUCGUUGGGGUAGGAGUAGUGCAGGGCCAAGUUCAUUUUUGAACUCACACUGAGGCUUUUGAAGCUUUGCUUUUGUCCACAUACAGUAAAACUGAAGGGGAAAAGAGAAUGAAUACACAAUACAGAAAAUGAGAGUGGGAUGAUGGUAAGAGGAAACUUAGAAUCAAAGUAUUUUGCUUAACUAUGCAAAUAAAUCUUUGCUCUUGGCUCAAAA
Messenger RNA from Zalophus californianus (California sea lion), 2648 nucleotides. It is a transcript of the gene OARD1, whose product is annotated as O-acyl-ADP-ribose deacylase 1. Bases 428 to 886 code for a protein of 152 amino acids. The record is from RefSeq and is a predicted model, not a curated record. Lineage: Eukaryota; Metazoa; Chordata; Mammalia; Carnivora; Otariidae. Gene Ontology annotation, biological process: peptidyl-glutamate ADP-deribosylation. The transcript has 6 exons.